CCAGGUAAAUGAGUUUGUAGGACCACUGCAAUGUUCACCAACCAAACGUAGGUGUCACCCUUCUCUUAGAAAUAAAGUACAUGCAAAUGAGAGAGGCACUAGUGAGUCACAGACCAAUGAGAGAUCCCAAAAUGAGAGAGUGACAUCCACCACCAAAAGAAAAAAAGAGCCACCAAAGCCAAAAGCAAAGGUGCACAUGAUGAUGAAUGUGUAGGAGUUGAUGAGGAGGGCACGCAUUCUGACACUGAUUCUCUUGUGGCACCGAGUGAUAGCAGCUAUGACAGUGAUUUGGCUGCAUCAUCUGACUCUGCUGAUGGUUGCUCUGACCCAGAAUUUGACCCUGAUGGUGAAGUAUUUGAUGAUGAUGAUGAAUAUGAUCCUCACCCCUUUUCAUAUGAUGUCGAUGAUCCAACUAUUGAUGUAGGUAUUGUGUUCCCAGAUGUGGAUCAGUGCAAAUCUGCAGUAACCCAUCAUGCUAUCUUGAAUAAUCAUGUUUAUCAGAUUGUGAAAAAGGAUAGACGAAGGUUUAGAGCCAUAUGCAAGAGGGCCAAAGAAGGUUGUAAUUGGAAGUUUUUUGCAUCUACGAGCAAGAAGUACCUUGGCUGCAAGGUUAAGAUGAGUGGACCAAAGCAUACAUGUGGUUCAUUCAAUAAUUGCGGUGAAACGAUGGCCUCCAACAAAUGGGUAGCCGAAAGAGUGGUUGACUUGUUGCGGGACAACCCUGAAAUGGGACCAAAGGAGUUGCAAGAUAGGCUAAAAAAGAAGUACUCCAUUGAAAUUCCAUAUGAUAGAGUUGUGAGAGGCAAGAUGAGAGCAAUGGACACCGUAUAUGGGAAGUGGGCUGACAGUUAUGAUUUGCUACCUACCUAUCAAGCUGAGAUUUUGAGAAUGGUACCUGGCAGUAUUGUUGAGAUAGACACUGAAGAAGAUGACAAUGGCUAUGUGUGUUUCAGCAGGUCCUUUGUUGCUCUUAAACCAUGCAUUGAUGGGUUUUUGCAAGGAUGUAGGCCUUAUAUUGCCAUGGAUGCCACACAUUUGACAGGGAGAUCUAGGGGUCAGUUAGCAGCAGUUGUUGCAGUGGAUGGUGAGAAUAGGCUAUUUCCAGUUGCUUAUGGAGUGAUUGAGACUGAGUCCAAGGAAAGUAGGACUUGGUUUGUCAAUAACUUGAAGAAGGCUAUUGGUACUCCUUCAGGCUUGGUCAUUAGUACAGAUGCGGGGAAAGGAAUAGAGGGGGUUGUAGAUGAUGUGUACCCUGGAGUUGAACAUAGAGAGUGCAUGAGGCAUUUGUGGAAGAACAUGAAGAAAAAUGGUUAUACUGGUAAGCUUUAUGGUAAGAAUAUAUGGGCUGCAGCUAAGAGCUUCACAAUUGACAAGUUCAAUUACUUUAUGGGAAAGAUAGAGGAGAAGGAUCCUAGUGCACUUGCUUGGUUGGAUGACAAUCAUCCAUAUGUGUGGAGUAGAAGCAAAUUCUUUGAAAAUUGCAAGGUAGAUUACAUCAACAACAACCUCUCUGAGUCCUUCAAUAGCUGGGUGUCAAAAACAAAGGAUUUUCAAAUUGUGGAUAUGCAUGAUAAGAUAAGACAGAUGAUCAUUGGAAAAUUUGUUUUGAGAGCCAAGAUUGCUAGUAACAUGACAGGAACAAUCAUCCCAUCUAUCAUAGCAGCCCUAAAUGCUAAAGUUAAGAGUAUAAAGGACCAUGAGGUACUAAUAUGUGGUGCUGGAUGUGCUGAAGUGACUGUGAACAGAUUUAUACAUGCAGUUAACUUGGAGCAUCAUACAUGUACUUGUAGGGCUUGGCAAGUGACUGGAAAGGCUUGCACCCAUGCUUUAGCUUUCAUUGCUAAGCUGAGUAGGCAGGUACAAAUGGAUGACUUUGUCCAUGAGUACUUCUCUGUGGAUAGGUUCAAAAGGACAUAUGAAUGCACUUUCAACCCAAUGACAUCCAAGGAUAGAUGGACAUGUGUCAACUUAGACUACAAAAUCCAUAAGCCUAUACUGAGAAGGAAACCAGGGAGGCCAAGAAACUCUAGAAUCAAGUCCUAUGAUGAAGCAAGCACAAGUAAGAAAAAGAGGCCUUGUUCUGAAUGUAAUGAACUAGGCCACACAGCUAAGUAUUGCCAAGGAGGCCUCACAGCUAGUCAAAAGAGAAAGCUCUUAUCUUCACAAACUGAAUUAUCUUCACAAGUAUCAACUGUGAGUGAAAGGGGAAGGGGAAGAGGAAGAGGAAGGGGAAGUACAAGUGUAAGUGCAAGUGCAGCAGGGACAGAAGGUGCUGAAUCAGGAAGGGGAAGGGGAAGUGCAAGUGCAAGUGCAAGUGCUGUUGGCAAGUUAUAUGAGGUAUGUCUUUUUAAAUCAAGAUAUGAUCUGGAAGGAGAGGAAUGCCAUGUAUCCUAUGCCAAGUUCAGGUCUGUGGAUGAAGUUUGUGGCACCAUCCAGGAGCAGGCGCACACCGGUUUGAGGAGCACCAUCCUUCGGCAGGAAGUUGUCGCACACCGGUUUGAGGACCUCUGGCCCGUUUAG
Messenger RNA from Panicum virgatum (switchgrass), 2520 nucleotides. RefSeq lists its product as uncharacterized. The record is from RefSeq and is a predicted model, not a curated record. Gene Ontology annotation, biological process: DNA transposition. Gene Ontology annotation, molecular function: DNA binding; zinc ion binding; transposase activity. The transcript is spliced from 4 exons. Lineage: Eukaryota; Viridiplantae; Streptophyta; Magnoliopsida; Poales; Poaceae. The coding region runs from base 616 to 2520 and encodes 634 amino acids.